AUGGUUAUGACACUUGUUACUAGGGAAGUCACUCCCCAACCUGAAGUAACGUAUAGUGCACCUAUCAGAGAGCUCCUGUCUAAUUUUUCUGACUUAGUCCCUGAUGAUCUCCCAGAUGAGUUGCCUCCCAUGAGAGACAUACAGCAUGCCAUUGACUUGGUACCUGUCAAGAUUGGAAGGCCUGGAUACAGGGUGACAAAGCAAUUUGAUCCUGACACAAAACAGAGAUCUCUUCUUUUCCAGAUUGAAUACCCUGAAAUUGAAGACAAUUCGAAGCCACGGCACCGUUUUAUGUCAUCCUUUGAACAGAGGGUGCAAUCCUGUGAUAAAAGGUACCAGUAUCUUCUGUUUGCAGCUGAGCCAUAUGAAAUCAUUGCGUUUAAGGUUCCUAGCACAGAGAUUGACAAAUCUACGCCCAAGUUCUUCUCGCAUUGGGAUCCUGACUCAUAA
Messenger RNA from Macadamia integrifolia, 450 nucleotides. RefSeq names its product splicing factor 3A subunit 2-like. NCBI's taxonomy places the organism in Eukaryota, Viridiplantae, Streptophyta, Magnoliopsida, Proteales, Proteaceae. Gene Ontology annotation, cellular component: U2-type prespliceosome; catalytic step 2 spliceosome; U2 snRNP. Bases 1 to 450 code for a protein of 149 amino acids. The transcript has 5 exons. Gene Ontology annotation, biological process: spliceosomal complex assembly. The record is from RefSeq and is a predicted model, not a curated record.